Molecule: messenger RNA, 2604 nt
Organism: Epinephelus moara (kelp grouper)
Lineage: Eukaryota; Metazoa; Chordata; Actinopteri; Perciformes; Serranidae
Gene: fez1
Product: fasciculation and elongation protein zeta 1 (zygin I)
Exons: 10
Coding region: 352-1563 (403 amino acids)
Cellular component (GO): cytoplasm; axon
Source: RefSeq, a predicted model, not a curated record
AUAUCGUCAGAGGCCCGGCAGUGCGCAGGCUCUGUGCGAGCUGGGCUGGCUGCCUAUUGAUUGGAAAACAACGGGCUGUGGGAGGACAGAUAAGGGUGGCUGUGGGCUAACGGGUGAGGGAAGGGAUACAGACCAAAGCUCAGACCACGCUGCCAUCUUUACCUCCCAGAUUUUCUUUUUCUCUCUUUCAUCCUGGAAUAAAUGUAAUUGCCACUGCUCAUCGGAUGGUUUUGCAGUGGAGGGAGGUUUAGACAGAUUCUCCUUGGCUGGGAAGAUCCUGCUUACACAUCAAGCUACAACAACAGUGGCACAUCUACUGCAGGGUUCAGAGAUUAACAGACAGGGGACACCAUGGAAGCCCCUCUCGUGUGUUUGGAUGAGGAGUUCGAGGACCUGCGGCCCUGCCGUAUGGAUGAGCUGGACCACCCAUCGCUCAAACACUCCUCUUACUCUAACACUACCACCGUCCCCCUCGCCUCCAUCACCCGAGAAGACUUCUCUGAGCUGGAGAACUUCUCUGAGAUGAUGAGCUUCAAGUCGAUGGAGGACCUGGUCAAUGAGUUUGACGAGAAACUCAAUGUCUGCUUCCACAAUUACAACACCAAGACGGAGGGCCUGGCGCCCAUACGCAACCAGUCACACAACCAGGAAGAUGAGGAGAGGCUGCAGGAUGAAGAUGUGUGGGAUGCUCUAACUGAUAACUACAUCUCCACUUGGGACGGCAACGAUUCAGAGGGACUCAACGGUAAUCUGUCUGACCAGGAGAUCCACGAAAAAGAGGAGGAGGAGAUGAACGAGAAGAAUGACAAUGCUAACUGCCUCAAGGAAGAACCUCUCAUCACAGCUGAUCAGGUCAUUGAGGAGAUAGUUGAGAUGAUGGAGAACUCUCCGGAUCCCGGCGAAACUGAGGAGGAGGAUGAAGAGGAGGGCAGCCACUGCUCCUCCAGGACCAACCCCUCCCUGCUGGAGGAGAUCAGGCAGCUGUCACAAGCCUCCAACAACAACUGCUCCUAUGAAGGCCUGAGCCUUAUGCCCAGCGCAGCACUCAUUGAACUGCUGCACAGGGUGGAGGCCGCCAUCCGUGAGUACUCAGAGGAGCUGGUCAGCCAGCUUGCUCGGCGUGAGGAGCUGGAGUUUGAGAAAGAAGUAAAGAACACGUUCAUCACUGCCCUGAUGGAGGUGCAGAACAGGCAGCGGGAGCAACGCGAUGGCAGCAAACGCAGACGCCGGGACAAAGCCCUGAGCCUGCAGGGGGGAGGGACGGCACCUGUGAAUACAGCCUCCACAGGCCACACGGAGAAGACAGGGAGCAUGCCUGUCAAGCGUUUCAGCAUGGAGGGACUGUCUAACAUCCUGCAGACCGGCAUCAGACAGACAUUUGGAAGCACAGGGAAUGAGAAACAGUAUCUAAACACAGUUAUUCCAUAUGAGAAGAAAGGCACCCCUCCAUCUGUUGAUGACCUGCAGAUGCUCACGAAGAUUCUUUUUGCCAUGAAGGAGGACAGUGAGAAGGUGCCUACACUGCUAACUGACUACAUUUUGAAAGUGUUGUGUCCUACCUAAAGCGUCGUCAGGCCAGAGGCCACAGUGUGAUGGAGAAUUCUCCCCUGAGGGCUUUUCUAAUCCUCCUCGCCUCUGGCCCAAGCUGCAUGACCUUCCAUCUUUUACCAUUAUCAACCAUGGAUCCUCACCAUCAACAUUAUUGUAUUCACCUCAACUAUGACUACUGCCUUUCGCUGAGCUCACCUUCUCCCUUCCUGCACAUUAAGCUCAGGCCAGACCCCAAAUGGCCGCCGUCUGAAUAGUUAAACAAGUGGGACAGCCUAUUCCACAUUUAAAGGACUUCACUAAUGGAGCAUGACAUGCUAUUAAAUAUCACAACACCACUUUGGUACAGGGAUACAACUUUAUGGUUGCUUUCUUUUCCUUAUUUUUUAUGUUACAGUUUCUUUUUCUUUUCUUUGUUCCCUUUAACAAAAUCUCAAUGUUGCCAACUUUUGACACUUAUUCAUAAACUGACCUCUUAACCACUGGGUCCUGUUGAUUGUUGUAUUUUUUUGAUUCAUAGGAACUACACUGUAAAAUAAGUGAAAUGCCAUACUGCAUCCACAUGUGAUCAUCUCCCUGUAUUGCUUCAGAUGGAAAGAGUGAUUAAUUUGAAUACAAAAGCCAUGCACCUUUUUCUGCCAACUUAGUACUGUAGCUCCAUUUGAAUGACAAGAAACACACGACUAUUACGGGUGCAGUGCAGUGCAUUACAAUGUUUGUUUUUUUUUGCUUCACUAUCUGAAUAUCCAGUGCUCUUCUGACUUUUUUGAAAUUUCUUUUCAUUUAUAUCUAAAUAUUUGAUAUAAACUCUGUUGCUGAUUUUCUACUUUUAUUUACUGUGUCAUCAGAGCGAAAGGCUUCUGUUCAUUCCACCCUGUUCAGCCAUGUGGAGGUGUAUCACUGAGUUGUCCUUGGAUAUAUCAUCCCGUGAUGAGAUGAGCUCAUUUCAAUAAAGGCGUGCAUAUUUGCAUAUUAGCAUAUUUAUGACUUCCUUUGCGCCAUGUAGGUGAAUGUUACAUCGCUAAUCGCAAAUUCUAAUAAACAUUCUACCCUAGA